Messenger RNA from Andrographis paniculata, 1532 nucleotides. RefSeq names its product novel plant SNARE 11-like. Gene Ontology annotation, biological process: vesicle fusion; retrograde vesicle-mediated transport, Golgi to endoplasmic reticulum. NCBI's taxonomy places the organism in Eukaryota, Viridiplantae, Streptophyta, Magnoliopsida, Lamiales, Acanthaceae. The transcript is spliced from 11 exons. Bases 361 to 1131 code for a protein of 256 amino acids. The record is from RefSeq and is a predicted model, not a curated record. Gene Ontology annotation, molecular function: SNARE binding; SNAP receptor activity. Gene Ontology annotation, cellular component: late endosome membrane; SNARE complex; Golgi apparatus.
GCUGGAUGAUGGGGCCAAUCCGGACGCGCCGGUCUGUGGAGCCCAGUGCUCGCAAUCAAAACAAGUCGGUGGAGCCCACUUACACGAUGAUGUCGCCGUCCACGCGCCGUAGAUAUCGAUCACCAGAGCGCCAGCUCACACACCACACCACACCUCCCCCUCCCUCGCGGAUUUCAAUCCAAUCCGCAUUGCUUCGCCCAGAUUCGAUCAUCGCCGUCGAAUUCAAAUCCAUCCGGCGCGGUUUCGGCGGCGAUACCGGUCGGAUCAAGCGAUUUCCGGCGCAAUUUUAUUGUAGAAGGAGGCGGAUCCAUUGAUUUCCUCCGACGAGAUAUUUGACUCGGAUUUCGGGGGUUUAAAGCAAUGGGGAGCGAAGAGCUCGCGGAGAUCGAGGGGCGUAUUCAGGAUAUCUUUCGAGCGCUCUCGAAUGGAUUCCAGAAGCUGGAGAAGAUUAAGGACUCCAAUAGGCAGAGCAGGCAGCUGGAGGAGCUCACUGACAAGAUGCGCGAAUGUAAGAGGCUUAUUAAAGAGUAUGAUCGAGAGUUAAAAGAAUCAGACUACAAAAAUGAUCCUGACACAAGCAAGAUACUUAAUGAGAAAAAGCAGUCAAUGAUCAAAGAGCUGAAUUCUUAUGUUGCUCUCAAGAAACAGUAUGCAACUAAUCUUGAAAACAAACGAGUUGAUCUUUUUGAGGGUCCAGGUGAAGGAUUUGUGGAAGACAAUUCUCUACUUGCUUCAAAUAUGACAAACCAGCAAUUAAUGGAUCAUGGAAAUCACAUGAUGGAUGAGACUGAUCAAGCACUCGGCAGAGCACAAAAGGUCGUGCAUGAAACUGUUGCUGUUGGAACGGAGACUGCUGCAGCUCUUAAAGCUCAGACUGAACAAAUGAGCCGAAUUGUUAAUGAACUGGACUCUAUUCAUUUUUCAAUCAAGAAGGCCUCACAGCUAGUCAAGGAAAUUGGGAGACAGGUUGCAACCGAUAGGUGUAUCAUGGCACUCCUAUUCCUUAUUGUGAUCGGUGUCAUAGCUAUCAUUAUAGUGAAGAUAGUGAACCCACACAACAAAGACAUUCGAGAUAUACCCGGAUUAGCUCCUCCAGUUCCUGCUAGGAAGCUGCUAUGGAAUUCCAUCUGAGCGAACUCUUCUUUUCGAUCAAAUUUCUAUUGAGAUUAUACACCUUUUCAUGGCGUUGAUCGGAUGAAAUUUGAUCGGUGCAGCAAUGGAGGACCAUCAAGGCAUCAAUCAAAGUAAGGUUUUUCAUCAGCAUAAUCAUAUAUAUAUAUAUUUAUAUAUGUAUGUAUCCGUCCAUAUAUGAGAUAUGUGUUUUUCAGUGGCAUUCUAACCUUAUUUUUACAAACAUCAUUAAAUUGAUUCGAGAGUUUGCUCAUUUCUUGUCGAAAUUAAAUCUUUACUUCAUCGCGGUGUAUAUUAUGCAUGAGCUCGCAUCUCACAUUAAUUCUUGUCAACAUUAUUAUUAUUUUCACUCUCUUUGUCUAACAUUUGUUUGUUAUAUAAAUCAUACUAUGUUUAUGACU